Molecule: messenger RNA, 6517 nt
Organism: Bufo gargarizans (Asiatic toad)
Lineage: Eukaryota; Metazoa; Chordata; Amphibia; Anura; Bufonidae
Gene: SPATA2
Product: spermatogenesis associated 2
Exons: 3
Coding region: 235-1806 (523 amino acids)
Biological process (GO): protein linear deubiquitination; regulation of tumor necrosis factor-mediated signaling pathway; regulation of necroptotic process
Cellular component (GO): cytoplasm
Molecular function (GO): zinc ion binding
Source: RefSeq, a predicted model, not a curated record
CGUCACAUGAAGGAGGAAGUGAGUGAAGCAUUCUUCUAUAAUGGCGGAGGUGAGGGAGAAGCUGCAGGCUCAUGAUGUGACAGGGAGCGCAGUUGCCGGUUUUCGCAACAGGUUUCCCCGGCCUGGGGUCCACACGUUCAGCGGAAUGACUGAUCGUCUCUUGAAUCUCGCUGCCUCAGAAAAGCCAUGGAUGAGAUGAGGUAACUGCAGACCUGCGACCAGAACCACAUUUCAAUGGAUACAAAGUACAAGGAAGAUCUCUUCAGAAAAUAUGUACAGUUCCACGAAUCCAAACUGGAAGCCUCAGAUAGUAAGCAGCGAGUCGUCAGCGAUGAAUACCUCCGCACCGCUGCCUCGGCCUUACUCAGCCUGCCGAAAAUUGAUCCCAUUUAUAGAUUCAGGUUGAUCAGGUUCUAUGAAGUCUGUGAGAACUCCCUGAAAACCCUGCGAACAUCCAAUCUGCGCUCACUUCAUAAUGCAGCAGCUAUGCUGGAGACUAUCGGCAUUAACCUAUUCCUUUACCCCUGGAAGAAAGAGUACAAAAAUAUUAAGACAUACACUGGGCCUUUUGUAUAUUAUGUGAGAGCUGCUUUAAUUGAUGACGACAUCCGGCACAUAUUGAACCAUAUGGGUUAUGUACAAGAACAAGGGACAGUUUACAGACUGAAAGACCAUGUGGACACCACGCAAGUCAAAAGAGUCUCCUUUGAACUUUUUCUAGCCCGAGUUGAAUGUGAACUUCUACUGGAAAUCUACCUGCAGGUAAAGGAUAAAGGCUACUUGGAAGUGGACGUGGUAAAUGAGCGUAAGAGCAGCAAUGAGGACGUCAGGGGCUGCACGGACGAAAUGAAGAGACGAGUGGAGUGCAAAGAAUCCUUAAACGUAUCCAUGGCUAGGAUGGUUCUGCAGAAAUCUGCCAGUGAGAGGGCGCCAUCCAAGGAUUAUUUUAAGCAGAAGGUAACAAAACCAUCCAAGUCCGUUGACACCUACGAAAGCUACUGGGACAGCAAGAACAAGCCCCCGCUUACCGCCUCCCUGAGCCUGCGAAAGGAGCCUAUCCUGGUAGAUGCCGAAGACGAUCUCAAAGAUGAAAUUAUACGUCCCCCACACUCCCUUCUGAACAUGGCCAGCUCUCUGCACGGCUGCUCUGAUGAAUUUUUAAACCUUUCCUCCAAUCCUAAUGGGCUAUUACGAGCCAGCGCUACAUACGGCUACUUCCCCAACGAAGACGACGUAGACUUGUAUACGGACAUGGAUUCUAGACUACUAAAUGUGAAGAGGCAGGAGCUAGCCAAGCCUGACUCUUGGCUGUUGGAAAACAAGAUGAACCCAUCUUUUCACAAGCGUUCUCAUGUAGCCAAAGAGACCGUAUUCAUGAAGUGCCAAAACUGCGGCGUAUCCUCUGGUGGCCCAAUAUGCCAAAAGUGUGACAGUAUACUUAUCUACAGACCCGACGGCCCUUUGCUAAAGCAGAACAACCUGUCGAUCAAAACUACUGUACAGAAUGACGGCUACUCCUCCUCCGGCUCAGCACUGCGGGAGAAGUCUUCGUAUGGGACAUCAUCCCAGGAACGCGCGUCUCAGCAGAACGCCAAAAUGAAGCCUUCCACCACGCUGCGCUGUGGCUUUUGCAACAGAGCUGGAGCUUCCAACACCUGCACAGUUUGUUCCAAAGUCUCGUGCGAUGCUUGCGUUGUUGCCUACUCCCAUGAGUAUUGUUGCCGAAAAAGCGAUCAUCACCGGUUUGCACCAAACAAUCAGCUAAACUAUAAAUCCUCUCAACUGUCCCACCUGGUGUACAGAUAAAUGCGCAAAUUAUUUUUUAAAAAAACCCAUUUUUUUUCUUCAUCUUUUCUUCGUUAUUAUUUUUUAUUAUUAUUUUCCCUUCCUUUGAAAAAAGGGCUAAAGGAAAGGACCUCUGAACUGGAAUAUCCCACUGACUGCUAGAACAAGAACCACAUGGUAGGGUUCAGGGAGGAGAUCCGAAUCAGUGUUUUGUGGUUACUUACACACCUUGCUGCUAUACCGUGGUGCAAUAAAUCCUUAGGCUUGCUAUUUAAAUUAAAAUCCUUUCAAAGCAGAAGCUAAAAUCUGUUUAGAAAGAUUGAUAUUUCUGUAUAUAAAAAGCCAUUGUGUGGUUUGGAUUCUUAGAAGAGAAGCGCUUCCCCAGUGUUGCUCCCCUCCUUUCCUGGUUCAGAAGUUAAUUUUUAUAGCAAGUGAGCACUUUCAAGGAUUUGUUAGGUAAGCAUGUCACAGGAAACAAUUCUAAGAGGCAGAACGUUUUUUUAUUUUAUAUUGUUUUUUUCUAGUUGCAGAUGUAUAUUUGAAAUUCGUGCAGAUCAUCUCCAUCAGCAAUGCAAUUUUUUAUUUUAUUUUUUGUUUCCCAGGAUUUUAUUAGAAUAAAAAAAAAAGAAUCUCUUGAUCCAGUUAUUUAACUUGGUGGUUAAUGUCUGGUUUGCAUGCAGUGAUCCUGCCAAAUGGUAUUUAAGGUUCAGUGUCUUGCUGUUGUUCCCUUUUAUUAUGAUCUAUGGCAGUCUUACUGUGUAUACUGUAGGUUAGUGGGAAAUAUAAAUAUAUAUAUCUCCUGUAAAUGCGGGAAUUUUUUUUUAUCGCAGUUAAAGUUGGUAUGUAUAACUUUUCAGAUUUCUCUAUAAAAAGUAAAAUUGAUGUCCUCUUCCAUGGUUUGCUCCACAGAGAAAUUUAUCAGCGUAUUGAAAAUCCUAAAUAAAAUUGGAUUGAGGUGAAUUUGCAGAUGCUUUAUUAUUAUUUUUUUAUCCCCCCCCCCCCCGGAUCCGGAUCUUUGUCUUUCUGGUCUAGAGUUUGAAAUUGCCUAGUGGGAUUUAUGGACUUGGUCUGACUUUGCAUCUUCCUUUGUAACUGAAGUGAUGAAUUUCUGACUGUUUCAUAGACAUUGGGAGGAAUUAAGACUGGCGACUUGUAUGCCAGUCUUAAUAAGAAGAGUACUGGAGUAAGAUGCACCAGUUUUUAUUGGGGGGGUGCUAUGCAUUUGGCACAUCUUCUGGUAGUCUGUACACUAGAAAAUCUAAUCUGUGUCAGCUAUGAGUUAGAUUUGAGCUGUUGUUUACUCCAGUUUCUGGUGUAAAUUGCAGUAAAUCUGAGAGGCCUUGGGAGGUCACACCAUUCCUACUAAGCCUCGAAGGGCUGAAAAUUGAAAAGUUGCUUGUGCAAAAAUGAGACCUUUUGUAUGACUGAAAAACCAGCUUACCUCCUUGAUAAAUUCCCCCAGUUCCAUGCUAAAGUUCUGUCUGCUUGCAUCUACCACUAGGAGGAGUUUGGUGUAAUAAGACCUCGGCUUCAGAGAAUCUGUUAAAUGGCCGACAAAAUAAUGCAGUGUACUGCACUAUUUUCUACGGCAAAAUGACAGACAACAUAAUGUCUAUUUCACAAACCCUAUAAUUGUCAGUGUGGUUUGUCAGGUGCCAUUUUUGUCCAUUUGACACUGCUGAUAUUUUUUUUUCUUUUGCUGUUCCUAUAACUGAGCAUAAAAACGAAAAUUACAGCAAAGAUGUAAUUGUGGCCUGAGCAGGAAACUCCCCCUAGUGGUGGCUACAGAAAGAUGUAAUUCUAUGGCUGUGCAGAGAUUUUGAGAUCUGUAUUGGAGAAACUGGGCCCUGAACGCUAUAAAGACAGUUUGAGAUUAACAACACAUAAUAUUAAAUCUAAAAAUCAAUCUGAUAAGUGCAGAAUCUCUUUAAAGCUUAAAGGGGUUGUCUCAUCUCAGACAAUGGGGCCAUACCGCUAGGAUAUGCCCCCAUUGUCUUAUAGGUGUGGGUCCCACCGCUGGGAUCCGCACCCAUAUCGGGAACGGAGCCCCGCAAAAUGGUGGCUGAAGGACUCCAGUUCUGCCACCACCAAGCGAUCCCCUCAUAUAAGUGAAUGGGAGUGCACCGUGCAUGACCGUCCACCGCUCCCAUUCACUUCUAUGGGCCCCAACAGAAAUGGCUCAGCUAUUUUUGGCGGCCCCAUAGAGAAUGAAUGGAAGGCGGCUGCACAUGCACAGUGCGCCCUCCAACACUUUCAGGGCUCUGUUGAUAUAGGUGCCGGUCUAUUUAUAUAAAAAAAAAAUUGUUGCAUUGUAUGUUGGAAACUCCUCAUAAUUUCCUUUUGAAGUCUGGAUUCCCCACUGAUUGCCAAACUGAUAGUACAAGAGUCCUAACAUCACAUUUACAGAUCAUUGUGAUCUUUGUGGGCCCCAGUUCACAAUCCCCCAUGGGUAUUCUCUUCUGUCAGAAGAUGCAUUUCAGUGGAGUUCCCUUUUAAACGCCUGUCCAAUCUUCAAACAUUUGGCAUAGGUUAUAUAGUGCUAAACUAUAUUGUCUCCGCUGGGGGGGGGGCGGCGUCAGAGUCCAAACCUUGCCAAGCGUGAAUAAUAAUCAUGUUUUGAUUCUUUGCACAUUUUUCUGAGGCUACAAUUUUGCACUCAUACAAGUAUGAUCCUCUUAAUAUUUCGGUCUUCAGUUUGGUUGAUUUUACCAGAUAAAGACUCCUAUUGGUAAUCAUGGUGGAGUUAUGUUGGGAGUCAGGCUGUAAUUCUCUCCCCCUCCUGUAGGUGUCAGCAUCACAGUUCAAGUAUAUGCUGUGUUUCAUAUAUAUAACACAUUAUCUAAUAAACAACAAAAAAGAAUAAAAAUGCCAUGCAGCUUUUUUGUAUGUAAAUAAUUUACGAAUAUUUCUUGUAGGAAAUAUAUACUGUAUAUAUGACAUAUUAUAAACUGUAUCAUGUUUAUGGUUUCUGUCAGCAGGGGGCACCACGUAUUAUUGGAGGAGAGAACUGAGUCAAGGAACUGCUGCAAUAAUCGCUGCACUUGACAGCAUCCAUGUCUACUGUGCAGCUCUAUACGGAGAGGUUAUUAGUAUUUUGUUAUCGUGCAGAGUUCAAACAAAACAAAGACUCAUAAUUUAGAUUUUUAAUUAGUCUGAGGAGUCGCUUGGAUCUUCUGAAAGUCCUGCUAGUUCUGUGCUGCUUCUUCAUUGUCUGGCACCAUAUCUACUACUUGCAUGAGGAGCAGCUCUGGACUAGCAGCAGUGUUCAGGGACCCUGCAGGCUUGGUGAACCUCAAGCCUUAGUAAAGGUGCAAAUAGUCCCCCAACCCUGAGGUGAGCGCAGAGUCUAUUGCCUGGCAGGAUUUGGUGUUAAUCCAAAUGUAAAUAUCUUCAUUUUUAUAUAGAUUUUUAAAAGGACAGAAGUUAAAAAAAAUAUAUAUAUUACAUUAUAUAUAAUAAUGUACCUGGGUUUGGAUGCUGGGGAGAAAGCACAUAGUUUACCUUGGUUGACGAAGAGUUAAAAAUGCUCAAUGGUUGUAUACUGAAUGUUUUGCGUCUGUUUUUCAGUUCCUUGCCAUUUCAAGAUCUCUGCUUUAUGCCAGUGAGUAAAAAUAUAAGUUUUGAUCUAGUUCUGCUAUCACAGGUGGACUAUUGGUAAAAUGUCUGUGUAGGCUCGGCAAUCCUGACAGCUAACGAGUCCAUCUUGUGGCUACCAGGCUGAAAGUGCACAUCAGAGGUGAUCCAACAUAAAUGCCGGCUGUCAGCCGGACAAAAACUGCUGCAUGCAGCGAUUUGUCCGGCUGAAACCUCGCAUUUAUGCCAGAAAGUGGCCGAACCUUCAUUAAAGUCAAUGUGGAUCCAAGGGUGAUCUCGGCAGGCUGUUCUCUGCCAGCCUGCUGGAAAGGUUCACCUGCAAUGUGAACUGGGCCUAACCUACACUGAUAUAUUGAUUCAGACCCAUCGGCCAUAUGAGCAGGACCAGGUUAGGAUGGGUUUUCAGCUAAAGGAUGCAAGCAGCGAUCUUGAAUGAUUACUUAAUACACAGUCUUGUUAGAAAGUUGCAGAACUUUUUAUUAUGCAUUGAUUGAGCUUUAUUAACGGGAAACGGGACAACUCCCAAUAUUCUGUUACAAUGGAUGUGGUCCACCAGUGACUGGCUGCCUCAUACCUUGCAUCUGUCGUCCUCUGUUACUUGCACUUCAGCGCUGACCACUUGCAGUGACAUUUGGCUUUCGUUUGCAGUUGCGGCAUUACAGAGCGUGCACAAUGACUAUAAACCAGCAGUGGGUGACCUCCCUGUUCCCUCCACCAGUGUAAAUUUAUUAUGUGAAUACCAAAUGAUGGCUCUUAAUAGAUGUACAUAUGUAAUCUGUGUAUAUAAGGAAUAUGUAAUUUUAGGAAGGCCUGGACAUUUAUAACCUGUACAGCACCGAUCACAUGUGAUGUUACUUCUAGCAGCCGAUUGCCGGUCCUUUAUAGACAAUGCCAGCGUCCUCCACCUCGGAAAAUCCAGCACUACAUAGCGGAGCCUGCAAUGCCACGUAUCCUCUCCAGUGAUCACAGCUAGGGCAGCGUGCGAGUCCUGUGCGUAUCUAGUGCCAUACAAAUGAUUAGUCGUAUGAACUGUGUUGAAUUGAGAGUUAUAUCGAUGCUAUUUUUGUGAAUAUUCGUUGUAUGGAUUUGCUGUGAUGGCCGUCAAGAUUUAAAAUUAUAAAAUCCUUUAAGAUCUGGU